Fomitopsis serialis is the source of this 2568-nucleotide messenger RNA. RefSeq lists its product as uncharacterized. Lineage: Eukaryota; Fungi; Basidiomycota; Agaricomycetes; Polyporales; Fomitopsidaceae. Bases 1 to 2568 code for a protein of 855 amino acids. The record is from RefSeq and is a predicted model, not a curated record. The transcript has 8 exons.
AUGGUAAGCAUCUUAGACCGGCUCUGGUGCAUCUCGCUGACUUCAACAGGUCGACCUUGCGAUGAAGACGGCAACUUCCUCCCUCGCGACGCGCCUCCUCCUGCACGAGAACCAGUCGAGUCUUAUGCGCCGUUCGAGAAUCGAGCCGCGUUCCAGUUCGCGGAGCUCAUCUUCAAGAAGAUGCAGGUAUCGCAGGGUAACAUUAACGAUCUGAUGAGGACUCUAGCAGCAUACAACGUUAGUCAAGGCGGUGGCGACCCACCUUUCGAGAAUGCAGAGCAGCUGUAUGAAACGAUAGAUGCCAUCCAGUAUGGAGACGCGCCGUGGGAAUCAUUUUCUGUUCGCUAUACAGGGCCAAUUGACGAGGAUUCACCUUCUUGGAAGCAGGCCGACUACACCAUCCACUGUCGCAAUGCCCGCCAGGUCACCCACAACAUGAUCGGAAAUGAAGAGUACGACAGCAAGUUCGACACAACGCCGUACCAGGAGUAUCCGGUACCUGGUGUUACGCGCUUCUCGAACGUCAUGUCAGGGCAGUAUGCGUACAAACAGGCGACGAAGGUCGCACAAGAUCUGCAAACGCAUGGGUCAAUGCUCGCGCCGGUCCUCCUCGGUGCCGAUAAGACGACCGUCUCAGUCGGUACUGGUCAUCAAGAAUUCCAUCCCUUGUAUAUGUCAAUAGGCAACGUGCAUAAUCCUGUGCGUCGCGCCCACAAGGACGCGAUCAUCCCGAUCGCAUUCUUAGCAAUACCCAAAGCUUCGCGAGGCGAGGUCGAGACUGACGAGUUCCGGACGUUCCGAAAACAGAUAUACCAUGCAUCUAUUGCACACAUCCUGUCGCCUCUGCGGCCCUACAUGGAGACACACGACAUCGUCCGCUGCCCUGACGGAUACUUCCGACGGGUCAUAUACGAGCUGGGCCCCUUCAUUGCUGACUAUCCGGAGCAGGUUGUUCUGUCGGGCAUAGUCAGUGGGUGGUGCCCGAAAUGUCUUCUACCUCCCGAAGAUCUACACAGAGGCGGGGGAGAUCCUCGCUGCCCGGAACAUACCGAACAUUUGGUCGACAACUUCGACACCAAGACUAUCUGGCGUACAUGGGGCUUCGACGUCAAUGUGAUCCCUUUCACAAUGCAUUUCCCCCACACCGACAUACACGAACUUCUCACGCCCGACCUUCUGCAUCAACUGAUCAAAGGUACAUUCAAAGAUCACCUUGUCGAGUGGGUCGAGAAGUACCUCUAUCUUGUCCAUCCGAAGGCGGAAGCUCGCCGCCAAAUGGACGACAUAGAUUGCAGGAUAGCUGCUGCACCGCAAUUUCCUGGUCUUCGACAGUUUCCGGAAGGGAGGAACUUCAAACAGUGGACGGGAAAUGAUUCAAAGGCUCUAAUGAAGGUUUACCUCCCCGCAAUUGAAGGGCACGUGCCAGACGGCAUUGUGCGCUGCUUCGCUGCAUACCUCGACUUUUGCUACUUGGCGCGGCGAUCCGCUCAUGAUGACAACUCACUCGCAGCAAUGGAGGAUGCACUCAAUCGUUUCCACAGACACCGCGCUAUCUUCAAGGACAUUGGUAUCCGCCCUGAGGGCUUUUCACUCCCACGACAACACACUCUCGUUCACUACAUCACGGGCAUACGACUUUUCGGUUCUCCAAACGGCAUCUGCUCGUCGAUCACGGAAUCGAAACAUAUCCGCGCCGUCAAGAAGCCGUGGCGAAGCUCCAGCAAGAACAAUCCAUUACCGGAAAUGCUCCGAACUAAUCAGCACCUUGACAAGCUCGGCGCGGCGCGCUCAUACUUCAUGAGUCACCAUAUGCUUGAUGGUGAUGUUCUUGCGGACGCGAUGAACCUCGGACCACUCAUCACCGAAGCCGAUCUCCUGCCCAUUGUGUCCAAGUUGCUAAGUGGUUCCAUAGUCUACAUGCGUCGUGUCGAGGACCUCGCUGCCGAGUAUGAUCAGCCUGAUCUCCUAGCCCUGAUCCGCCGAUUCCUUUUUGACCAGCUCAUCGCGACCGACAAGAUCGGCUCAAGCAUGGUCGAUGUAGCGCAAUGCCCGCAGUUUCUCGGCAAGAUUGCUGUCUACCGGUCAGUGAUCGCGAAGUUCUAUGCACCGAGCAAACUCUCCGGCGAUGGUGGCAUGCAUCGGGAGCUCAUACGUGCCAACCUGUCUUGGCGCGGCCAUCCUCGCUUCGAUACAGUCCUCAUCAAUGUUGACGAAGCCGAACCUGGCAUGAAAGGAAUGGAGGUUGGUCGGGUUAUGGGCCUUAUGAUACUAACUCAUGCUGGUAUCCCCUACCCGUGUGCUUUGAUAGAUUGGUUCGAGAAAGUAUCCGACGAUCCUAGCGAAGUGACCAGUAUGUAUGUUGUUCAGCCCGAGGUAGAUGCAGAUGAUGGACAACAAGCCUCGUCUAUAGUACAUCUAGAUAGUAUUUUUCGUGCAGUUCAUCUUACUCCGGUGUAUGGGGACACCUCGAUGCCCAUCAAUUUUCAUUUUUCGUAUACUCUUGAUGCUUUCGAGUCCUUCUAUGUUAAUAAGUACGGAGAUUAUCAUUCCCAUGAAUGUAUCUACUAG